Penaeus indicus is the source of this 1992-nucleotide messenger RNA. RefSeq names its product bestrophin-4-like. Bases 1 to 1992 code for a protein of 663 amino acids. NCBI's taxonomy places the organism in Eukaryota, Metazoa, Arthropoda, Malacostraca, Decapoda, Penaeidae. The record is from RefSeq and is a predicted model, not a curated record. Gene Ontology annotation, molecular function: chloride channel activity. The transcript has 14 exons.
AUGACGGUCACCUACACCAGACAUGUUGCAACAUGCAGAGGCUUCGGCUGCUUCUGGAAACUCCUUGUUAGAUGGAAAGGGAGCAUCUAUAAGCUGAUUUGGCCGGAGCUGAUUCUCUACACCGUCCUGUACUACACGGCCAGCUUCAUCUACAGGUUCGCGCUGGACGACUUCCAUAAAAGAAAAUUCGAGAAGCUAACGAUCCACUGCCAGCGCUUCGUCGACUUGAUUCCUGUGUCCUUCGUCCUGGGUUUCUACGUCAACAUCGUCAUCCAGCGCUGGUGGGAUCAGUACAAGACGAUCCCUUGGCCGGACUCCCUGUCUGUCUUCGCGUCGACUUGCAUCCAUGGACACGACAAACGUAGCAAGUUAAUGAGGAGAACGAUUGUGCGCUACGCCAACCUCUCUAUGCUAAUUACCUUCACCAUGAUCUCUCCAGCUGUUAAGAAAAGGUUUCCGACGAGAGAGCACCUUGUGGAAACGGGCUUCAUGACGGAAAACGAGAAGAAGAUCUUCGACGACCUGGACGAAAAGGCGAGUCACCCCAAGUACUGGAUGCCCCUCGUGUGGGCGGGCAGCGUGGUGGCGCGGGCGAGGAAGGAGGGCAGGAUACGAGACGACUUCGCGGUCAAGACGCUGGUCGACGAGAUUAACAGCGUGCGAGGGAAAUGCGGGCGCCUGCUGAGCUACGAUACGAUUAGUAUACCGUUGGUGUAUACGCAGGUCGUCACUCUGGCUGUCUAUUCCUUCUGCCUCGGCACCGUCAUGGGGAGGCAGUUCCUAGACCCCAAACUACAGAUUCCAGACCACGAUAUCGACUUCUACGUUCCGGUCUUCACGUAUUUGCAAUUCUUCUUCUACAUGGGGUGGUUGAAAGUCGCCGAGACGCUGGUGAAUCCCUUUGGAGAAGAUGAUGACGAUUUCGAGAUUAAUUGGCUGGUUGAUAGGAACCUGCAGGUUUCGUACCUCAUAGUGGACGAGAUGCACAGCGAGCACCCGGACCUCAUCCAAGACAUGUACUGGGACGAAAUCUUCCCACAAGAAUUGCCUUACACGGUUGCAGCUGAGCAGUACCGGAAGGAGGCGCCGCAGGGAUCCACCUUCCAUAUACAGGUUCCCGACGAAGAACAGGAUUUCUUGCCGAUGGUCGAGGAGGAGGAGGAUGGGGAAGAUGAUGUUAGUUUGAGGGACGAGGAGAAGGGCCAGUCACCGCGGAAGAAACCCUCAAGUGCCAAGUCCAUCCGAUCUCGCGUGGGUUCCGGCCUCUCGUCUCGGAAGCCCUCGAUGCUGUCAAUGCUCCUGCAACGCGUACGUUCUGGGAGUCAGGAGAACACGAGGCGAAGAAGUACAAAAGGAUUUGGAAGCACGGUGUCAAUAAUGAAGAGACGACCCAGCCAGCUGAGGUCAGUGUCCCGGAUGUCAUCCUCGACGCAAAUGACCUUACAAAGUUCCGCUUCACCUACGAGGAAAAUCACCCUAGUUGGAGAGAACGGCACGAACCUCAACCUCUCGGACGAAUCCCUGAACAUCCAGUCGCCGCUCCCGAUAAGAGACGAUUCGGACGACGAGGGAGCCAUCGAGAUCAACUUCAAGAGGAGGGACGAAAACGGACGUGUUAUCUCACCGGAUGCAGGAUUAAAUAAUGCUGAUAAUGAGAACGAAGUAGAAGGCAGAGCGCCCAGGAAAUACUCAGAGGACGGAAUUACAUCGUUGAAAAGCCGACCGAGCUCGUCAGCCGCGGGCCCGAAGAUCGUACCACUGGAAGAACCUGACUCGCAAGUCAUGGGCGACGAGGAGCUGAAGACGAUCACCGACGACAUCCUGAAGACGGUGGAGGACGAUGACGCCGAAGACAAGGACAAGCCGCCCGAACCCGGACCCAAGAAGUCCUUCGACGCCGUGGCCCUGGCUGGCUUGGAGCCCAUCGCGGAGGAGAAGAAGGACGCGGAAGGGGACUCCGUGACCGAUACGCUCGAUACGGAUAGGCAGUGA